AUGCGAACCACAAUUUCCCUCACCGCAGCCAUGCUCGCCGUUGCAUUCGGCACCACCACCGCGGCCCCGCACCAAACCCCUUUCACCCUCCUUCACAACAACACCCUCGACGAGCCCUGUCUCUCCUGCACCACCACUCCCACAUGCUCACGCGAUCCCUGCUCAACAAACACCCCAGGCGGAUUACUCCUCCUCACCCAAUUCUGGGACUACUCCCCACCCAUCGGCCCCUCCAACUCAUGGACAAUCCACGGUCUAUGGCCAGACACCUGCACCGGAGGUUACGAUUCCGAUUGCGACCCUUCCCGAAACUCUGCAAACAUCGCCUCAGUCCUCCAAUCCUCCUCUAACCCUAAAGCUGCAUCCGCCCUCGACACUAUGAACCAAUACUGGUUGGCUCUCAACGGCAACGACGGGCAGUUCUGGAGCCAUGAGUGGAACAAACACGGCACAUGCGUCUCCACCCUCGCCCCUCAAUGCUAUAACGAUGAAUUGAAGGGACAGAGUUAUGAGAAGGGAGAAGACAUUGUAGACUUCUUUACGACGACAGUGGAUCUUUGGGAGAAGUACAACGUGUUUGAAGCCCUCAAGGAGGCCGGAAUUGAACCGAGUGGAACAAAGAGAUAUAGUUUGGAUGAAUUGCAUAAAGCAACAAGUGACAAGUGGGGGAAGGAAGCUACGUUCAAGUGUCGAAAUGGAGCACUGAAUGAGGCGUGGGUAUACUUCCAUACAAGGGCAAGAUCGACGAAUGCAGAGGCUUUUGUUCAGGUUGAACCUUUGAGUGGGAAUAAUGGAUGUCCUAGCCAAGGGAUCAGGUAUCUACCCAAGUAA
Molecule: messenger RNA, 831 nt
Organism: Ustilago hordei
Lineage: Eukaryota; Fungi; Basidiomycota; Ustilaginomycetes; Ustilaginales; Ustilaginaceae
Exons: 1
Coding region: 1-831 (276 amino acids)
Biological process (GO): RNA catabolic process
Cellular component (GO): extracellular region
Molecular function (GO): ribonuclease T2 activity; RNA binding
Source: RefSeq, a predicted model, not a curated record